This is a messenger RNA of Boleophthalmus pectinirostris (great blue-spotted mudskipper), 5480 nucleotides long. It is a transcript of the gene ccny, whose product is annotated as cyclin Y. The record is from RefSeq and is a predicted model, not a curated record. NCBI's taxonomy places the organism in Eukaryota, Metazoa, Chordata, Actinopteri, Gobiiformes, Gobiidae. Gene Ontology annotation, cellular component: cytoplasmic cyclin-dependent protein kinase holoenzyme complex; plasma membrane. Gene Ontology annotation, biological process: regulation of canonical Wnt signaling pathway; regulation of cyclin-dependent protein serine/threonine kinase activity. Gene Ontology annotation, molecular function: cyclin-dependent protein serine/threonine kinase activator activity; protein kinase binding.
GUUGACGUGGAGCGAUUGAAAGCAGCGCAACAGCGGAUGUAGCAGCUGCGGUCUUCAGUGCAUUUGGGCAACCAUGUAGCGCACGGAGCGAAAGUGAUCCCGUCUGACGUGCGUUUAUGUCCUUUUUCAUGUCUGUCGUUGGAAUUUACAGCGUGCCAAAAAUGAGUCGUAAAUGGACGCACCGGUGUGGAUUUUAAACCGGGGGAGUGGUGCGUAAAGGCGACGCGAGUUGAUUUCAGGCUGCAAGAUCUGGACAGCGUAUUACUUUCUAGAUUAAAUCGCAUUUUCUUGUCACUGUGCGCGACUUCUCUUUUUCAUACAAGCGUUUUUUAUGCGAAGGCACUCUGGAACUACAAUUUAUUUUGCUUCACCGUGCGAUUUCCACGUAACCGCCCCAUUUUCUGAGUGAUUUCCCCAUCGCAACGUUUCUGAUCGAGACCAGCGUGGGAAUAAUUACGCAUAAUAAAACAAGACGCGGUGCCAGACACGAACUAACUGACGGUCACCCGCGCACAGCAUGGGCAAUAGCACGUCUUGUUGCGUGGCGUCGAGCCCCAAACACCGGAGGAACAACCACCACUCGCGCUUGGAACCGUACGGACCCGAGCAAGCGCUGAGCAGGGAGGACACGGGCUGCAACCUCCAGCACAUCAGCGACAGGGAGAACUUGGACGAUCUGCCUGUGGAGGACAACCCCUCAGACCACCCCAGGGCCAGUACCAUCUUCCUCAGCAAAUCCCAGACUGAUGCACCAGUUACCAACAAAAGAGUUCGGGAAAAGCGGAAGAGCCUUUACAUCAACCAUCACCACCUAGGGCCCAGCAGGCGCAAGUACAGCUCCUGCUCCACCAUCUUCCUAGACGACUGCACCGUGAGCCAGCCCAACCUCAAAUACACAAUCAAAUGUGUGUCUCUUGCAAUAUAUUACCACAUAAAGAACAGGGAAGUAGAUGGAGAACGUUUAUUAGAUAUUUUUGAUGAGAAACAGCACCCGCUCUCGAAAUCGGAGGUCCCUCCCGACUAUGACGAGCACGACCCCGAACCGAAACAGAUCUAUCGUUUCGUCAGGACCCUGUUCAGUGCAGCACAGCUAACUGCAGAGUGUGCCAUUGUCACUUUGGUGUAUCUGGAGAGACUGUUCACGUACGCAGAGAUCGACAUCUGUCCGGCCAAUUGGAAGAGGAUCGUGUUGGGAGCCAUUCUGCUGGCCUCCAAAGUGUGGGACGACCAGGCAGUGUGGAACGUGGACUACUGCCAGAUCCUCAAGGACAUCACCGUGGAGGACAUGAAUGAGCUGGAGCGUCGGUUCUGGGAGCUGUUACAGUUUAACAUAAACGUGCCGUCCAGUGUUUAUGCCAAGUACUACUUUGACCUGCGCUCUCUGGCCGAGGCCAACAACCUGAGCUUCCCCCUGGAGCCGCUCAGCCGAGACAAGGCGCAAAAACUGGAGGCUAUCUCCCGGUUAUGUGAUGACAGCUACAAAAACUUGAGGAAGUUAUCCAAGAAGCGGUCGGUCAGCGCAGACAACCUGACCGUGGUGAGGUGGUGUCCCGCCAUUAUUUCCUAACACUGGGACUGGAACUGGAAACUGUGGGCCUGUGGAACCCAAAAACUCUCUACGAGUCUCUAUAGGAACCCCACUGACUGCACUGAACCAAAAUGACUGCAAAUCUGGAAGUACAACUGGGAUUUUAAAUGUGAAAAAAAAAAAACGCAGUACUUUUUUUUGACUGUGUACAUUCCUGUGUUAUUUUCGUCAUUUUAAAAUAUUUUCCGGACUGCUCGUUUUGGCAUUCCAUCAUCUCGCAUCUGUCGCUGCAACUGUUACUCCAAAUCAGUGUUUUGCUCAAGGGACGUCUGGAAAUCUUCGCUUUUACGCCUUUUUCCGGCCGAUCAUACUCAUAAACAAAGCAAUACCGGUGUGUUGCUUCAUUUUUAAGCAACGCAGAGGGACUAUUCGUUGCAGAAGGAGAUGAGAUAACGAGAGGUCGCUGUCUGUCCCGUGUUUUCUUACUCACUGCCAUUGUCCUGACCUAAUGUGCCUGUAUCAAGCUUCAAUGUCGCCCUCUUUUGGUCUGAAAAGUAGAACAAAUUAUGUUAUUAUUGGUUAAUUUUUGAUACUGUUCUUCCAUGGCACAAAAAUACUGGUAUUUCUAAACCACUAAAGCAUGAAUCUUCAGGGUUUGUAUGUUGCUAGAAUUGUUAAAAAGCUUAAAAAGGGGGUAUUACGCAAACGUUUUAUGUCAUUAUUACAAUUAUUUGAACAUUUCUUACAGUUGACGUUUCAUAAGUAUAUUAAAAAAAGCAAAGCAUGAUACAAAACAAUACGCUACAACUUCACAAACCUGGAGCGAUGUGGAGUAGUUUUAUUAAUGGGAUGCACGUUGAUUGUAAUAUGAGAGCACUCUGAAGGGGGAGUGACUUAUACAGGGAGGAGGGGACUAAGUUAAUACCCCAUAGAAGUGUAAUACCCCCUCUUUAAAAAGCUUCAAAAUAAACUGUAUUAUGUUUUCUACAGUGUAAAUACAGCAUCUCUUAUUGUGUUUCUGUGGAAAAAAAAAAAAAUGGAUGACUGAUGUUAGAAUAUUUAUAUUAGUUUUAUUGUACAGUAAGAAGAGUCUAAAUGGGAGACACCACUUUGUUCGUUGCAAUGCUUUUCAUGAUAAUUCGGUAAAAGAAUUUCCAGUAAUUUUAUGUUAUUUUUUACAUCAUUGUGAAUGAUCACACCUAAUUCAGUUUCAAAUUUAAUUUCCUUCUGUUCCUCUGUCAAAUAUUUCUAUAAAAUCGCACUCCAAAACUAUGUUAUUUUUGUGGAUGAAAUUAUGAGUAAACAAGAGUCCUAUUUUUUUUAUUAGACCCUUUUUAGGCAAGGCAAGUGUACCGUAUUUUCUGCACUAUAGGGCGCUCUGGAUUAUAAGGCACACUGACUGAAAAUGGUCUAUUUCAAACUUUUUUCACAAAUAAACCGCACCGGACUAUAAGGCGCAUUAAAUGAAACACAAUAGUUAGAUAAGUCAAUAAAAUUUUAUUUAACGCGUUCACAAUAACUCUCAACUUUGUUCAAUUGUAACGCGUCAAAAAAUACUGAUACUAAAUAGAUACUAAAUUGUUAGUGUAUUCACAGUAACUCAUAGUUGUUCAAACAGUUUGACGAUGACGGCGUCCAGCACGCCCGCAUCCCUCUCGUCAUUACCCGUGUCAGUGGUUACUGUUCCCUGGCAGUUCAGUGAUGAUUCGGGUCUUGGUGAAAGCUCAGACCACAGUUGAUACUGAUCCUUAGCCCAGGCGUCCACGAUCCAUUGGCAGUAAGUCGCUCGGCGCUGUCUCGGUUGCUGUCUUGGUGAAUGUGUGUUCUUCUUCUCUCAUCCACUGCUCCCAUGCAGCUCGCACUUUAACUUUAUAACAGCCUUGAGUUUAAAGUGGCCGUUGUGAGCAUGUCUCUUGGCAGGUGCAUUUUGAUAUUAAAAGGAAUCACAGUGUGUAUUACUCCGCGAUGCUCCUGACUACGGGAGCCGUAAUGCUGCAAGUGAUGCGGCUUUGGAGUUUACUAAAGUCGUACUAAGACACCCAAAUAAAUUGAUAUAUAAGGUGCUUUGGAUUAUAAGGUGCGCAGUCGUUUUCUGAUGAAAUUAAAGGCUUUUAAGUGCACCGUAUAGUGUGGAAAACACGGUAUUUGUAUAGCACAAUUUAUACACAAAGUAAUUCAAAGUGUUUUACAGAAUAAAAAAUACAUUAAUGUCAGAAUACAAACAAAUCAAAACAUAAAUAAUCAUAAAAUUAAAAAGAGAGAGAGAUUAAAUUAAGAGAUUAAAAGACAAGAGUGUGGAAUGAAAAAACAAAAACCUUUCAGUCGUGCACAGCAGUUCUGCAUUUAAACAGCGUCAAAGUAGAGGCCUGUCUCACAUUUUAACGAAGACUGCUGCAGGUUUUAGCUGCAUGAAUCUGAAACGCUUUUUAUAAUGCAGAAAUUAAAUCCAUACACUGCAAAUUUCUCUGAUCUGGCCAGGAUUUUAAAACUUAUAUCAGGUUAAGCUUUUUUCAGAUUUAUUAUCUAUUUACUAGUUCUGAGGCUGUUUAAUUCUAGUCUAGAGGUAGUUUAUUUUACUUCACAGGUUAUCUUAAAAUGAUAUUGCUGCAUGGACAGAUAAUUUCACUACUUUUAAGUCAUUUUCUGAUGGAUUUAAGUGUUUAUAUCUUCAAUUUUGGCCAAGCUGUUUUGCAGCGUAGUAACGGUUACAGGGCCUUUCUGCUGCUCUAAUAUUGCACAAAACAGAAAUUACCUGUUUGAGUUGUAGUCGUUUCCACAUGGUUCUCACGUAUCUCUCCCACUCCUUGAUUUUUUCACUUUGUAACGGCCCUUUUACUGGAAAAAGUAUUAAGCGUUUCUUCAUUUGGUCUCCAAUGCCUCAGACUCAGUUCACUUAAUUGAUACUUUGCAGGUGAUAUCAUCAUUCAACAUUCUCAGCAGGGGUGAUCCUAACUAGAGGCAUUGCUCUGUCUGAAGCUCUGUUACUCAAGUUAGAACUGCAACAAGCAAGCUAGCAUUAACCAACAGUUUAACAGUUCGUCUCUCUCAUCUUUUUGUUUAAAAUCUCCUAAACUGGAAUCAUGAAGCUUGUAUUGAGUUGUUUAAAUUAAUUUUGUAUUUUUUUCUUGGUAACUCCUGAACAUUCUGCCAUAGACACAUAUGCAUUACACCUCUCACUGCAAAAUCUCAAUUGUUUCAAGAUUACUAUUUAUAAUAUCAUCGUCUGGACACCCCUGAUCUAUUUUGGCAGGCAGUUGUUUUCCCAUGAUUCUUGAUUCUAUGUCCCUGAUUAACCAAAAAACUGUCCUGGUCUGGUACUUCUGCAUUACUUACUGUAUUACCCAACAAAAUGCUUUCAAAUUGCAAGUGUUAAGUCUGUUAUUAUUUACAAAACACUGCAUAAUAUUAAGGACAUUUAUAUUAACCAGAAGAAAGUAUAAGCUGAUCAUUUCUGAUUUGUAGUUGUAAUUAAAUACUUCUAAUUUACGACUUUGAAAUUGAAGCCAAAGCUCUAAAUUGUAGCUUGGUCUGUUGUCAUAAUUGUGAUCUAAUUCUGCUUGCAAUCUUUCUGAGGAUUCGUCAAUGCCUUAAUAGCUUCUCCACAAUCAACAUGUCUCCUUGUACCAUACUGCUUUUCCAUUUGGGGCAGGCGGUGAGAUGGUGAGUUGUCAUGAAUUCCAGAUGUGUUAUGAAUGAGUGAAAUAGUAUUGCAUUGUUUAAAGAUUGUAUAUUCUAUUUAUUGUACGAAAGACCAUGAAGUGGCCGUGAUCUAAAAUUCCCUUCUCCAUCAUUUGUAGGUUUGCUUACUGUCUACAUAACCCCCAUCAUCUCAUCUUUAGUACUAGAUCCAAUUUUCAUGUUUAAAUUUUGCCAAACCAUUUGUAAGUCUAAACUACUCUUUUUCAAAAACAAUGUUUAGGAAAUGUUGAAGAAUAAAACAUUGAAACUUGAA